AUGUGCAAAUAUUUUAAAAAAAUAAAAAAAUAGAUAAAAAAAGAAUUUCUCAACUUAAAAAAAUUAGAUCAUUAAAAUAUUGUAAAAAUGUACGAAUUAUAUAUAGAUAAAACUAAUGGAUGUAUUUAUACAGUUAUGGAAUUAAUUAAAGGUUAAGAAAUUUUUGAAACCAUAAGAAAAUCAGGAUAUUAUUCUGAAAAAACUGCCAAAAUAAUAUUCUAAUAAAUAAUAGAAGCAAUAUAAUAUAUGCACAGUAAAUCUAUAUGCCAUAGAGAUUUAAAACUUAAUAAUAUUUUGUGCGAUGAAGG
This is a messenger RNA of Ichthyophthirius multifiliis, 308 nucleotides long. Its product is annotated as protein kinase domain protein. The record is from RefSeq and is a predicted model, not a curated record. The transcript has 2 exons. Lineage: Eukaryota; Ciliophora; Oligohymenophorea; Hymenostomatida. Gene Ontology annotation, biological process: protein phosphorylation. Gene Ontology annotation, molecular function: ATP binding; protein kinase activity. The annotation marks the transcript as partial.